Molecule: messenger RNA, 1072 nt
Organism: Perkinsus marinus ATCC 50983
Lineage: Eukaryota; Perkinsozoa; Perkinsida; Perkinsidae
Exons: 8
Coding region: 1-1041 (346 amino acids)
Source: RefSeq, a predicted model, not a curated record
AUGGAGUUUGUUCUUCCAGCUGAGGCGGCCGCAGUGAACGCUAGGGCCUUGCAAGAGGUGAAUGCAUACGUGGAAGCAUUGACCUCAAGUCAAUCUCAUCCUGUGGUGGCUCGGACUGUGACCUUCUUCAAACCUCGAGGGAAGGAGGUGGCCAAGGGCGGUCGCCUACGGCCGGUCAUGCAGUGCAGCUUUGAACUCGGCUCUAUACCUCCGGGUGCCGACCACCCUACUCGAGAGGCCUUGGCGGCACACCUAGUCCGAGAUAUAGAGACGGCCUUGCUGGCUGAGAGCCCUUCAAUGUUCAGUUCAAAGCCUCUUAAGGGGACGCAAUUUGAGUCCCUUAUGAAAUCCGGAAGCGUCCCAUCGUCUAAGAAGGAUGACCCAUGGAGGAAGCUCUGGGAUGAUGACACUCAGGAAAGGAUGUUCAAAAUGUCGCUCUAUGACGCGGAAACCGAGGAGGAGCGACGGAGUCGGGUUUAUAGGGAAGAGCUCUUCAAUCGCUACCUGUAUAGGGUAGCGAGGAAGGCUGUGAAGACGAAGAGCGAGAAAAGGAAAAUGGCGCGCUUGAUGGACGCUGAACGGGUCGCCAUGCAAAUGGUUGAUGAGAAGCUACGGAAACAGGCACCGCGGGAAGUCGACCCCCUAGCCGCUGGUGAUGAUGAUGACCAAGAGACUCCAACUGAGUUCGUUCAACGUAAAGCUCGCGUGAUAGAGGGUGGCUUUCAUCCCGAUCUGGUCUUCUAUUCUCCUCAGCUUACCGAUCCAACCAAGCGGCAAGAAGGAAUCUCAAGGAUAUGCGGAUUGGAGUUGGACAAUGAUGGAGAUAUGUGGCUGCUUGAGAAUGUAUGGCGAGUCGUCCGAGCACCACCGACGCCUCUGCCUCUUGUCAUCGGUACGAAUUUCGAAGCGUUGCACGAUAAAGGAUACUUCGAGAUACCCUAUAAUUUCGAGUUGAAGGAUUUGGUUGACUUUCUAGAGGAACAUAUGGAUGCAUUGAAGGAGUCUCGAGCGAAACUGAUCGAUGAACUCUACGUUGUUUAAAUCACGAGUUGAGGAAUUUUAUGAGCAUGUU